Cervus elaphus (red deer) is the source of this 1232-nucleotide messenger RNA. It is a transcript of the gene IL11, whose product is annotated as interleukin 11. NCBI's taxonomy places the organism in Eukaryota, Metazoa, Chordata, Mammalia, Artiodactyla, Cervidae. Bases 201 to 800 code for a protein of 199 amino acids. The record is from RefSeq and is a predicted model, not a curated record. Gene Ontology annotation, biological process: positive regulation of MAPK cascade; positive regulation of cell population proliferation. Gene Ontology annotation, molecular function: cytokine activity; growth factor activity. The transcript has 5 exons. Gene Ontology annotation, cellular component: cytoplasm.
CCCGCCUCGGCCCCCUAUAUAACCCCCCAGGCGUGCACACUCCCUCACUGCCGCGGCCCUCUCUGCUCACACGCACAUGCCUCCCCGCCCCAGGCCGAGGCCCAGCUGACCCCCAGGGCUCCCACGGCAGCGGACAGGGAAGGGUUAAAGGCCCCCAGCCCCCUGCCCCCUGCCCUGGGGAACCCCGGCCCUGUGGGGACAUGAACAGUGUUUGCUGCCUGGUCCUGGCCGCCCUGAGCCUGUGGCCCGAUAGAGCUGCUGCCCCGGGGCCGCCGCCCGCCCCGCCGCGGGCCUCCCCGGACCCUCGCGCAGAGCUGGACAGCGCCGUGCUCCUGACCCGCUCCCUCCUGGCGGACACUCGGCAGCUGGCCGCACAGCUGAGAGACAAAUUCCCAGCUGACGGAGACCACAGCCUGGAUUCGCUCCCCACCUUGGCCAUGAGUGCGGGGGCGCUGGGAGCCCUGCAGCUCCCGGGAGUGUUGACGCGGCUGCGGGCAGACCUGUUCAACUACCUGAGGCAUGUGCAGUGGCUGCGACGUUCAGGAGGCCCUUCCCUGCGGACCCUGGAGCCCGAGCUGGGCACCCUGCAGGCCCGGCUGGACCGGCUGCUGCGCCGGCUGCAGCUCCUGAUGUCCCGCCUGGCCCUGCCCCAGGUGCCCCCAGACCCCCCGGUGCCCCCCCUGGCGCCCCCGGCCUCAGCCUGGGGGGGCAUCCGGGCGGCCCACGCCAUCCUGGGGGGGCUGCAGCUGACGCUCGACUGGGCCGUGCGGGGCCUGCUGCUGCUGAAGACUCGGCUGUGACCCUCUGCCCAGAGCCACCCGCGCCGUUCAAAGCCAGAUCUUAUUUAUUUAUUUAUUUCGGGAUGGAGUUGUGGCGGUCAGAGGAUUUCCCCCCCACUCCAUUCUCUCCUAGUUAGAGACGAUCCCUCCAGGAUCCAUCCCGGAGACCUGGGCAGAGGGGCAUCUGUGCCUUAUUUAUACUUAUUUAUUUAACAGGGGUGGUGGGAGGCAGGUGGACCCCAAGCUUCCUGAGGAGGCGGGAACUUGGCUCCCAGAUUCGUGGGUCUCUAAGAAGUCUGGCCACAGUGUCUCCCUGACCCCCACCCCUCUGGGCCUGGGCAGGAGCAUAUUAUUAUUUAUUAAACUAUUAACUUUUUAUGUUGGGGUGGGCAGGGAGGGGGAAAGGAGGCCUGGGUUUUUGUACAAAAAUGUGAGAAACCUUUGUGAGAUGGA